ACUUGUCAACGUGUUUACGAUGCGCACAAUUGGGUUUCCUUACGCAAUAAUAUUAUUUGUUGGGGUAGCGCCAGGAAGAUGGGUAGGAAGUACUUUCAAGUACCAGAAUUCAUCUAUUAAUGAUGACCCAUUCCGAUAUUAAAUCGAAACUGGAGCAACGUCGCUGUUUUUAUGGGUAAUUUCUUUCGUGAAAGGGGCGAAUCAAAGCAGCCGUCUGACACUUAAGUACUUUCGAUCAAGGAUGCGUGGUGUUUUAAAUAAGUCUCCAGUCCGAGAAACCUUCACAGGACCAACACAACAAAAUCAUUCUACUCAAGCUAUUGAAUCUAUUUGGAUCGGCACACAAACAUUCAUUUUCUGAGACUACAAGUAGUAAACCAAAAUUUAUAAUGGAUAAACAUAAACCUACGUUGCUGCCGUAUAUUAUGGACAUGCUAAGUCGCGAGACGCAAAUGUGCUCUUCUGUGGACGACGUGGUUAAACACAUCAAGGACGUUAUGCUCGAGGAGCACGUCAGAGCCUUCGGGAGCCUCAAGCGUGCGGUGGAGUUUGCCCUGGAGUUGGGCGUCAACAUGGGCAUCCUCUCGAUGACCAAGACGGUCCGCAUGCCCAUCAGGUACCGCAGAAGUAAAUCCAAGACUAAGGUGCCUGUCAGGAACAGGAUCCCUCUCCGCUUGGGACGCCAGCUGACCAAGCAGCGGAUGGCGACGACCACGGCAACCAAGUUGGCGGCCAAGAAGCGGUCAGGCGGACGCCUAAAAAAGCCCAAGAAGACUCCUGGGGCAGCGCCAAAGAAGCAAAACUAGAAGAGAAACCAUGGCUAUGAAAUCUGUUCUGUCCAAUAAAUAAUACAAUUGCGAAUGGCUUGC
Drosophila melanogaster (fruit fly) is the source of this 869-nucleotide messenger RNA. RefSeq lists its product as uncharacterized. Lineage: Eukaryota; Metazoa; Arthropoda; Insecta; Diptera; Drosophilidae. The record is from RefSeq and is marked reviewed. The transcript has 3 exons. Bases 390 to 806 code for a protein of 138 amino acids.